CGUCGAAGUAAGCCGCUACGGCCACGACUACACUAAACCACUUUCGAAUUAGUUCCGUGUAUUCACCGAACGUGUAGGGACGCGUCGUAUUUGUCAUUUAACUCAAAAUAAAGGCAUACGACUUAAAACCUUUGGGAAUUGUUCCUAGUGGGUGAAGUGGAGUAAAUAGACUAUACGAAAGGAUACAUAUAAAACAUUGUACAUGAACUACGGUUUUAGGACACAUCUAGUCUUUCUCUCAUCAUCUCUUAACGACUCGAAAUAUUGUAAAUUGAAACCAUAAAUACAGCGUCCAACAACGCCUCUGCCCCUUCAAUGGAACGUCAGCAAAUUCUAUCCUCUCUCCAAUUGCUUCUCCCUGGUCAGAAACAUGCCGUUGAGGAACGGUUAGUGAACUUAGCCGAGUCAUUUUUGGCGUGGUCAAAAACAAACGUUCAUCUGCGUCCAGCUGAAGAGCCAUCUCGUGCCUGCAUGUGUUCUCAUUUGGCCUGCGACUUAUUACGGCCAUCGUUGCAAUUGGAUAUCUCUCUUGAAGGACUUCCUCUCCCAAAGAAACGAUACCAGAAACAGUACGCUCUCUUCCAGGAGCUGCUUACACCUGUCACACAGAAACUCAAACUGAAAACGAGCUUGGGUGAUGAAGUGAAGCUUGUGUGCUUGAAAAUGGGAGCCCUGUCUGCUGCUCCGUUCAUUAGUAAACUCGCAUCUACCGUACUCACAGACGAUAUGCGGCCGAUGCAUCGAAAAGGAGUACUCACAGCAGCAUAUCUCUUAGUAACUUCUCGCAUGGCGAGUAAGGAUCCCUUUCAAAUAUCUACCACUGAAAAAAAUCAAGUCCAAGGAGUGUUACAAGAUACCAGUUCAACCUCACAGCUGCAUUACUGGAUGCAGAUGCUGAGCCAGACCGAGGAAUGGGAAAACGUACUAGCAGGCACUGACGAGGGUUACGGAUCCGGUCGGCAACAACCGUACAAACCACUCAGCGGGUUUGUGAGCAUGAUCCAAGUUGACUACGAAAAACGCCUUUUACGUUUGGAUGCCUGGAAGCAGUCCAUUUAUGAGUUGAUUGAUGAAACUAGCACUACCAAGAACGAAAACAUGAGCGAGAAGGUUGCUGAUGUUGACAUGGCCGCGUAGUUGAACACGAAGACCCACCGACGGUAUUAGUUUGCAUCGGCUCGGGCCGUUCAAUCCCAAUGCACCAAAAUGUAUCAACACAGUCCACCCCUUCAAUAUCCUCUACUUUCUCUCAAUCGACCAUUCCAUCUCAACAAUGGAAACUUCCUCACCGGCCUUUUCAUCGUAAUCAUACCAAUCCUCGUCGAGCUCAAUUUCCGCGAAAGAAGUGUUGCUAUCCACUCCUCGGGCUGUCCAUACGCCUUGAGGGACAAACUCAACGGGUUCACAGCCACGGCAUUCGAGGGUGAGCAGUUUUUGAGGAUGCUUUUCGCCGGUGUACGGAGAGAAGGGGCUUUCGAUGACAGCAGUGGAAGUUCGCUGGCAGUUUUUGCAUGUCCAAACGAGAUGAGCACUUCCAUGACCUGAGGGGAGCUCGUGCUCGUCGGAGCGACACAUGCCCAUGAAAUUGUCGUGCACUUCACGGCACGAAUUGCAUUUCACACGAAAUGUGUACGAGUAACUCGUUUCGUCUGCAGGAGCAAGAUCCGUCACCCCGUUCACUUCAGCACUAAGGUACAACGAAAAACGAACCAUAACUAAUGGUGGAGAUGGAGCAAGGAGGACGGAGGGAUGGUUCGAACUGGCGACUGUACUGGGGUAACGAAGCUGGCCCAAAAAAUUUGCCGUCCAACUGCCUAACCGUCAUCAACACAUUUGUCAACAAACCAAAAAAGAGACACGAAAAAAGUAAACAAGACUCGUUCCUACACACCGGAACCUGCGCAAUCUUCUGAACGUUACUCCCUCACACAUGUUCACACCAAUGCGCCUUCAAACACAGCCCUCUCUCGUAUCUCCGGCGCCACAUACCAAUCAUUUUUUCUGUACCGACCAAUGGCAAGUCAACGCGAUGUAAAGGCGAUUUCUAGAUAUCGUCUCUUCUGGACUCAGUUGUGUACUAUCAAAGGCAUUGGCCCCAGCGAAACGAGCGCACUUUUUUGCGACAUUUUCCGCGUAUCGGCGACCACAAAUUCUCCUUGUUGCAUCCAAUUCCGGCACAAACUCUGACUAGGCGCUUUACCCCCACUGCUAAUCCCACUCCACCACUCCACCAAGCGGUCUGACUUCACAGCCCGCACGGCAUGGUCAUUGUGGCAUUGGUGCGGCUUUAAUAUCCACGCUUUUG
Schizosaccharomyces japonicus yFS275 is the source of this 2305-nucleotide messenger RNA. Its product is annotated as origin recognition complex subunit Orc6. Gene Ontology annotation, biological process: DNA replication. Gene Ontology annotation, cellular component: nucleus; nuclear origin of replication recognition complex; chromatin. The coding region runs from base 316 to 1137 and encodes 273 amino acids. The record is from RefSeq and is a predicted model, not a curated record. NCBI's taxonomy places the organism in Eukaryota, Fungi, Ascomycota, Schizosaccharomycetes, Schizosaccharomycetales, Schizosaccharomycetaceae. Gene Ontology annotation, molecular function: DNA replication origin binding; DNA binding. The transcript has 2 exons.